This is a messenger RNA of Capsicum annuum, 3732 nucleotides long. RefSeq names its product AT-rich interactive domain-containing protein 4. Lineage: Eukaryota; Viridiplantae; Streptophyta; Magnoliopsida; Solanales; Solanaceae. The record is from RefSeq and is a predicted model, not a curated record. The coding region runs from base 1033 to 3345 and encodes 770 amino acids. Gene Ontology annotation, molecular function: DNA binding. The transcript is spliced from 16 exons.
AUUACACAUACAUUUAUUCUUAAACUUUUCAUUACACAUAUUUUUAAAUUUUAAGUUUAGGGGAUAGUAAAAGUUUUAACUCUUUUUAAAGGGAAAAGGCUAAAAUAAUCUUUAUAUUAUUAUCGCUAUUUUGGAUCAAAAAUUUAUAGCCAUUUAGCAUCUUCCUUUUGUAUAUAUGUGUUUUGAACACCAAAAAACACUAAUUUACUGAUAGAAUUGGAAUUUCUUUUUUCUUUCUUUCCACGAAUCUUUGAUAGAAUUCUCUCUUUUCAUCUGAUUUCUAUUACAUGAUUAAUUUACUGAACACUAAUCUAAUUACUGUUUAAUCUAGAAUUUGAACUUAAAAAUUAAUUUCUGGGUUUAUGAACAUUUCUAGUUCUGGGUUUCUUAUUCCAAUUUUGUUGUUAGUAGUAGGAAUAUUUGAGAGCAAAAAGAGUAUGCUAUAGACGGACUAAUUAUUAUUCUUUGUUUUUUAUUUAAUCAAAAUUAAGUACACCAUUUAUCUUUUUUUUCCCUCCAAUUUUUGGGAUUGGUUCAUUUUCAUGUUCGUGUUUUUUUGACUUUGAGUGUAUGUGUUGUUUCUAGAAAGCGUAAAGAUUAAAAUUAGACGUAACGAUUAUAAAAUAUUUAAUCUUUUUUCUUUCUCUUGGCUGUUGAUUUUUAGCAGCUAAGCUAAGAAGAGGAGAAAAAAAAUUCUUAAAUCACACGAACUUUUAUUCUUAAAUUACACGAACUUUUUUUUUUUUUUUUUAACUAUUUCUACUUUUAAUAAAUGUUUUGUUUGUAAUAUUGAUUAUUAGUUGUAGAUUUUAAAAGGGUGUUUAGGGUUUCUAUUCUUUACCCUAUUUGCUUAUUAUUAUUCAUUCUUGGGUUGGAUUUGGAGCCUAUGUACGGAAGUUGUCUAAUUUCUCUAUGUGGGCUUGUUAAAGAGUUUAGAUUCAGGAUAUAAGGUUAUGGUGGAGCGAGGUUUAGCUGCUGCAGCUAAAUUUUCUUUGUAGGCGUGUAUUAGAAAAGGAAAGCCAGGUUUACGCAAUGUUUCAGAGCCAAGGAACUUCCAGGCAGAGUUGUAGUCUUCUUGCAGUAGUAUGUGGGAGAACUGAUGAAUAUGAUCAGAAGAAAGAUGCACAUGAUGGUAAAUCGAAAUAUUUCUUCCCGGAGAUUGUAUCAUCAGGGCGUUUGGAGGUGCAAGUGUUGAAAAACCCCAGUACCGAUGAAUUUCAUAAAGUUCUAGAUUCAUGGCAACCAAAUAUUGUCUAUUUGCAAGGAGAACAUCUUUCAAAUGAUGAAGUUGGUUCGCUUGUUUGGGGAGGUUUUGAUUUGUCUUCCUUGGAAGCCAUUUCUGGACUUUUUAGUACCACGCUGCCAACCGCUGUCUAUUUGGAGGUGCCAAAUGGAGAAAAAUUGGCUGAAGCUCUUCAUGCUAAGGGAAUUCCUUAUGUGAUGUAUUGGAAGAGCAUAUUUUCCUGCUAUGCAGCAUCCCAUUUUCGACAUGCAUUUUUAUGUGUAGCACAGAGUUCAUCUUGUCAUGUUUGGGAUGCUUUCAACCUUGCACAUGCAUCCUUCAGGCUUUACUGUGUCCGAAACAACCUUGUUCUGCCUGAAAUGAGCCAGAAGGCCAGUGGUAAUCUAGGUCCUCACCUGCUUGGUGAUCCUCCAGUUAUCGAUGUCCCUCCACCUGAGGCAGGUGCUGAAGACGAAGAAAGCAAUUCUGAUGCUCUUCCUGCCAUAAGGAUCUAUGAUGAUGAUGUGAACAUGAGGUUUCUCAUCUGUGGAUUGCCAUGUUCUUUGGAUGAAAGCUUGUUGGGGCCUAUAGCCGAUGGUUUGAAUGCCCUCUUAAGCGUAGAAAUGCGAGGGAGUAAGCUUCAUAACCGGGUCAGUGCCCUUCCACCACCUCUUCAAGCUGGUACAUUUUCCCGUGGUGUUGUGACUAUGCGGUGUGAUCUGUCAACCAGUAGUUCCGCUCAUAUUUCACUUCUAGUUUCUGGCAGUGCUCAAACAUGUUUUGAUGAUCUGCUAUUAGAGAAUCACAUCAAAAGUGAAAUAAUUGAAAAUAGUAUGCUAGUUCAUGUACUGCCUAGUGAUGAAGAAAAUAGACCACCUAUAUCUGCGCCUCGGAGAUCAAUGUCUGUAGCUUGUGGAUCAGAAGUAUUUGAAGUUUGCAUGAAGGUUCCGAUGUGGGCUUCGCAGGUCUUGAGACAAUUGGCUCCUGAUGUUUCAUAUCGUAGUUUAGUUGCACUUGGCAUUGCUAGCAUUCAGGGACUAGCUGUAGCUUCAUUUGAGAAAGAUGAUGCUCAACGACUUCUUUUCUUCUGCACAAAGCAAGGGAAGGAUGGGUUUUUUGGCAAUUCUAAGAUUGGCGAUCCUCCAGCAUGGUUUAGACCGCCUGCUCCUAGCAGAAAGAGGUCUGAUUUGUAUCAGGGAACGAGUUAUAAUUGCCAAAAUGGGUUAACACCUGUAAAUCAUGUGGCUGUGAAAGAAGAGAAAGAAAGUCGAUUAGCGAAUGGUGUUGCAACACCUCUGGUGACUGCUAGACAAAAGCUCAAAGUUGCUGCUAUGAGGCCCAUUCCUCAUGUUCGUCACCAGAAGAUGCUACCUUUUUCACGAAUUUCAGAGAUGGAGAGCCUUGAUGGGAACCAGGUGAAAAGUAAUCUGCCCAUCAUUCCUUCUUCAACUAAGGGUAGCAAUGUUGGAAUAACUCCUGUUACCCAUCGGAAAUCAGCAUCAAGCUCACAUCAGGCUAAGCAAAUUAUAUCCUUGAAUCCUCUUCCACUGAAGAAGCAUGGGUGUGGGCGAAAUCCAAUACAUGUGUGUUCUGAGGAGGAAUUUCUGAAAGAUGUAAUGCAGUUUUUGAUUCUUCGUGGACAUACUCGUCUCAUUCCUCAAGGUGGCCUUGCUGAGUUUCCAGAUGCUAUUCUCAAUGCCAAACGCCUUGACCUCUUUAACUUGUAUAGGGAGGUGGUCUCAAGGGGUGGGUUUCAUGUUGGCAAUGGCAUCAAUUGGAAAGGGCAAGUUUUCUCAAAGAUGCGAAAUCACACAGUAACCAAUAGGAUGACUGGUGUUGGGAAUACACUUAAAAGACAUUAUGAAACAUACCUUUUGGAGUAUGAAUUGGCUCAUGAUGAUGUUGAUGGAGAGUGCUGCUUGUUAUGUCACAGUAGUGCUGCUGGAGAUUGGGUUAACUGUGGGAUUUGUGGUGAGUGGGCACAUUUUGGCUGUGAUAGAAGACCAGGUCUUGGCGCCUUCAAGGACUAUGCAAAAACAGAUGGACUGGAAUAUAUAUGUCCACAAUGCAGUGUUACAAAUUUCAAAAAGAAGGUGGCAAAAACUACAAACGGAUAUUCCUGAUCAACCUUAGUCCUAAUGGCUUCAACAUCGCAAAUCCCAAUUCAUCAUAUAAUGUUCUCUUAAAACAUCAUCUGUGUUUCUGGCAGAAAUAGUAGGUAAAGCUUUUGUAUUACUUAGGACAUUAGCUUUUUGUGUUCUGGACAAACAGAGAAAGACGCGGAGGCGUAUAUUGAACAAAAGUUGGAAGUCGUCAGGCCGCGAUGAGGAGUGCUGCUACUCUUAUUAGGAGGAUGAAUUGUAGAGAUAGGGAAAGGGAUGAGACAGACUGCAGGAUCAUGCCAAGUCUUUGUAAUAUAUAAUCCUCUUCUGUGAGGAUAUGACAUUUUGUAGCUUUGGUUGGUGCCUUGGUGGAAUCAAUAUUUCUAAAAUUCCCCAGAUCUUUUUUUA